AUGCAUGUUUCGAGCUCGUCUGAUUCCAAGGGAGGAUCUAGCAACAGUGAGUCGGGGAGCUCAUCGGGGAGUGAGGAGUUAUACGAGGAGGAGGAUGAGGAUGAGGAGGAGGAGGACGAGGAGGAUGAGGAGUUGGAGCCGGAGAGCGAGGAUGGGGAGGUGGCUCGGACUUUGAAGAGGAGGAGUGUGCGGAAGCUCAAGAAGGGCAACGGAAAGCGGAAAUCGGAGAGGGGACGGGUGAAGAGCUGUAAACCGAGUGUGCGUCGUGCCAAACCACAUGGCAAGCGCCAUAGACCUCGUUUCGAAGCUAGAAUUGUGGGUGUGCGUAGCAAGGUGAAGCGGGAGCUGGAUUUCUACGAGUCCAUGGGGCUACAAUGUCCAUCAAGCUCUCAUGAUCGAAAAGCCGCAGACCCGUACGAUGCGUUACGCGAGCCGAUGGAUUCGGCUGGGAAGGGAGAUCCGAUGGCUUGGGGGUCAGUGCGGUUUGGCAGGGAAGCGACAGACCCGCCUGCAAAGCAUACGAGGGAUCACGCGGAUCAUGUGAAAAUCGAGGGGGCAACGAAGCGGUACGAACCCUCGGCCGCUGCAGCAGCCAAUGACGGUGUGGGAGGAGGUGUGUGGGCGAAUGCCUUGGGUGAAUGUGGCGGCGGUGUGGAAGGCUCCAUGUGGGAUGUACGGGAGAGCAGGGGAGAAGGAGGAGACGCGAAAAUGGAUCCGGCGACUAAGGAGGGGAGGGGAGAGAGCAUGGGUACAUCUGGCGUAUCCAGUCGGCCCGAUUUGGCUGGCGGCAAGACUGUGGAGCAGCUCAUGCAAGAGCUUGCCCAGCGGGAUCGCGAAAUUGCUGCACUCAAGGCACGGGCAGGUUCCAAAGGACCUGUCAAACCCUGCACCCCUCCGUCUAGGCCUCCUCCUCUAGCGUCCCUAGCCCCUCCAAACGGUGCUGCUGGUCUCAUGCGUGUGGCAUGCGGCGCAGAGAUAGCAGCAGCCCUCGCUGUCAACCCCACGUGCCACAUCCCUUCUUUCCGCCGCUCCUCCCUCCCCUGUCUAUCCCAUCCCUCUCCCUCCUCUUCCAGAACCCUUCCAAACGGUGCUGCUAGUCUCAUGCGUGUGGCAUGCGGCACAGAAAUAGCAGCAGCCCUCGCUGUCAACCCCACGCGCCGCAUCCCUUCUUUCCGCCGCUCCUCCCUCCCCUCUCUAUCCCAUCCCUCUCCUUCCUCUUCCAGAGCCCCUCCAAACGGUGCUGCUGGUCUCAUGCGUGUGGCAUGCGGCGCAGAAAUAGCAGCAGCCCUCGCUGUCAACCCCAUGCGCCCAACCCCUUCUUUCCGCCGCUCCUCCCGCCCCUCUCUAUCCCAUCCCUCUCCCUCCUCUUCCAGAACCCUUCCAAACGGUGCUGCUAGUCUCAUGCGUGUGGCAUGCGGCGCAGAAAUAGCAGCAGCCCUCGCUGUCAACCCCACGCGCCGCAUCCCUUCUUUCCGCCGCUCCUCCCUCCCCUGUCUAUCCCAUCCCUCUCCCUCCUCUUCCAGAGCCCCUCCAAACUGUGCUGCUGGUCUCAUGCGUGUGGCAUGCGGCGCAGAAAUAGCAGCAGCCCUCGCUGUCAACCCCACGCGCCGCAUCCCUUCUUUCCGCCGCUCCUCCCUCCCUUCUCUAUCCCAUCCCUCUGCCUCCUCUUCCAGAGCCCCUCCAAACUGUGCUGCUGGUCUCAUGCGUGUGGCAUGCGGCGCAGAGAUAGCAGCAGCCCUCGCUGUCAACCCCACGCGCCGCAUCCUUUCUUUCCGCCGCUCCUCCCUCCCCUCUCUAUCCCAUCCCUCUCCCUCCUCUGCCAGAGCCCCUCCAAACUGUGCUGCUGGUCUCAUGCGUGUGGCAUGCGGCGCAGAGAUAGCAGCAGCCCUCGCUGUCAACCCCACGCGCCGCAUCCCUUCUUUCCGCCGCUCCUCCCUCCCCUCUCUAUCCCAUCCCUCUCCCUCCGGCAUGGUUUGCGCCACUCGUCUCCUCUCAGCCUCCUCCAACUCCCUCGGCCUGCACUGUAGUCACAUCCCCCUUCACUGCAAUCACCUCUCCCUUCACUGCAUUCACCUCCCCUUGCACUGCUUUCACCUCCCUCCUCACUGCAUUCACCUUCCCUUGCACUAUAGUCACCUCCCCCCUCAUUGCAGCCACCUCUCCCUUCACUUCAGUCACCUCCCCCUUCACUGCUUUCACCUCCCCCUUCACUCCGUUCACCUCUUCCUUCACUGUAGUCACCUGCCCCUUCACUGCUGCCAGCUCUCUCUCCCUCUCCUCCACCUGCCCUCUCAUCUCCGCCACUCGUCUCCUCUCAGCCUCCUCUAG
This is a messenger RNA of Closterium sp. NIES-65, 2328 nucleotides long. NCBI's taxonomy places the organism in Eukaryota, Viridiplantae, Streptophyta, Zygnematophyceae, Desmidiales, Closteriaceae. The record is from the annotation of a GenBank genome assembly.